ACGUAACGGAGAAAAAGCAGGAAAAAAGUGGGGGAAGAGGGAGGAGAUAGACGGAGGGACAGGCUGUACGUAACCACGAGCACCCUCGUAGCGGCGGAAGACGAGAUUCAAGCUUCCAGUAGCAACAGAAGCGGCAGAGGAAGGACCCAAAUGACCCGAAACAUACGGAUUAAACCCUGCCGGCCGGCCGCCUGAACGCCCUGCUGUUACUAGAGAUGCCGAGGAGGUGCGUUAGCAGCGUGUAGCAGCGCGGUGUCGCUGGUUUUAAGCUCGUUUCGGGAUAAAUUUGCGCAUUUUCUAUUGCUAGCCUACUGUAGUCCUAUUCAGCAUCUGCUCUAAACGCCGGACCGCAGGCUACGAUGAUCCACGACUCGUGACAACCGCAGCACAGUCACACACACACGCACAUAUAUACGUUGGAGUGAUUGACUGUUGGUUUUCUGUCGUGGGGUCUUGUCUUCAUACAGUUGCCUAACCUACCUCCAUAUCUGGCAACCUGUCUCUCCAGUCGUAUUCUUCCCAAUGCUGGGUUCCUGAUGGCUAGAGUGAACUGACCCUUUGUCACACAUUUGAAAUCAAAAGGAAGUGAGAGGACCAUUUAUACAAGUGGCUGAAAGCAAAAGCAAAAAGGUAUCAUGUCUUCCAGAGACCGGCGCACUGAUCUGCACAUAAAGGCGGAGCCCAGCAGUCCAGAAGGUGGAGGAGGUGGCGGCAGGGCCAGUCCAGGUGGCGCUUCCUCAGAUUCCUCGCAGAGUGGCGGAGGAGGCAAUCGGGGGGAUGGUGCUGGACGCUACUCCUCACCCACAUACAGCCCAGCCCUUCGCUGUCACUUCAAGGAGGAUGGCGCAGAUGCAGCGGACGAGGGCUCCACGGGCAGCGGAGGUGGCCGCUGUAAAUAUGCCCUCAGCACUCUCCCCAAGAGGCUGUGCCUAGUGUGUGGAGACGUAGCCUCUGGCUAUCACUAUGGCGUGGCCUCCUGCGAAGCCUGCAAGGCUUUCUUUAAGAGAACCAUACAAGGCAACAUUGAGUACAGCUGUCCAGCAUCCAACGUAUGUGAAAUCACCAAGAGGCGCAGGAAGGCCUGCCAAGCAUGCCGCUUCACAAAGUGCCUCAAAGUUGGCAUGCUUAAAGAAGGAGUCCGUCUAGACCGUGUGAGAGGGGGGAGGCAAAAGUACAAGAGACGACCAGAAGUGGAGAAUGCAACAUAUCAGAGUGCCCCAAUCCCUAUAAAGAAAGAAGGAGAGAGAGGCUCUCCCAGCAUUAUCGUAUCCCACUUGUUGGUGGCUGAGCCUGAGAAGCUGUUUGCCAUGCCGGACCCUCUGCAGCCAGACACGGCUCAACGCACGCUCACCACCCUGUGUGACCUGGCUGACCGCGAGCUCGUCGUCAUCAUCGGCUGGGCCAAGCACGUCCCUGGAUUCCUGUCUCUAUCCCUGGCUGACCAGAUGUCAGUUCUGCAGUCUGUGUGGCUGGAGGUCCUGGUGCUCGGCGUGGCUUACCGUUCUCUGGGCUGUGAGGAUGAGGUGGUGUUUGCUGAGGACUUUGUGCUGGAUGAGGAGAUGUCGCGUGUGGCCGGCCUGACUGAGCUCAAUGCUGCCAUCUGUCAGCUGGCACGCCGUUUCAGAGCCCUGCAGUUGGAUCGUGAGGAGUUUGUCAUGCUCAAGGCCAUCGCUCUCACAAACUCAGACUCUGUGUACAUCGAGGACAUAGAGGCCGUACAGAAGUUACGGGAUCUUCUACACCAGGCACUUUUGGAGUUAGAGGUGCAGCAGCGUCCAGACGACCCUCAGCGAGCAGGCCGCCUCCUCCUCACGCUGCCGCUCCUCCGGCAGACUGCCAACCGCGCUCUCACCACUUUCUACAGCAUCAAGACCCGUGGUGGAGUGCCCAUGCACAAACUCUUUCUGGAGAUGCUGGAGGCCAUGAUGGACUCGCCCUAGCGAGGAGCUGGACGAAAGUUGGAGUGAGGAACGAGUGAGGAAAAGACUCAGCUGUAGAAGGCAUGACUAGUCAUUUUUUGAUGAUAAUAUGACAAAGCUUUCUUUGUCACAAAAAAAGAAGCGCAAGGGCUGAAAGAGGGAUAUUUCUUUUCAUAGUGGAACUGAAUGAGGUCUGAUACGUCUCUUCAAAAGGAAUCCACGUGUGAAACCAUAGCUUCGAGGGGUCAUAUAUAACUUGAGGUACUUAUACUGAAUAGCUGGAUUUUCGUUUUAGGAUGGAAGGAUAUCUUAAACCACAACGUUUUGUGGGAGUAAUUUGCGCCCAAAAGUCAAUAUAAGCAAAAUGAGCUGGUGGACCGUUCACCGCGCUGUUAAUAAUUACUCUUAUCGUGCAGCUUCCUUUAGAUUUAAUCCACAGAUGUUUAGAAAAGACCUUCCAUCAGUGUUACCUUAGGGGCAGUGAUGUGUCAAGGGUAAAGAAAAACUCUUUUGCAACCUUCUUAAGAUUAUAGUAGUAUGGCUGGUUAUUUCAAUUGGUCAUAAAUAGCUCCCUCUUGUGGAACUGUAGAUAAGCCAUAGAAAUUGCCACAUCACUGAAUAUCCACUCAUUCUAGCAGGCAAUCGUUUAAAAAAAAAAAAAAAAAGACAAUGUUUAACCUACUUCCAAUCCCACUAUCCUGCUUUCCUUCUCGCUCAUCAGAUUCAUCUGCAGCAGUUUAAAAAAAGUACUUGCUGAUAUACGCAAGCACUGCAUUUAUUCUCCCAACAACAAUACUUUGUAGGACCUUAAAAUAUGCAAGACAUAUAAUGGAUUUUGGACUGUCAAAUGCAGAGUGAUCAGAGGCAUAAAACGUGUGUACACAGUGUUACUUAUAAAAACGUACUUUCAGCUGCAGCAAACGUUUUGAAGUGUACAAGUAAACUGAAUACACUGGCACGUGCUACACUACCAGAAAUAUCGUAUGUGUUCUAACAUGCAAUAUAUUUUGAAGCAAUAUGUGCGAUCACACUCAGAAAAAGUAGGACAAGUCAUGCUCUUGUCUCAGCAGAGGGGGGCGUUGCUGACUUGGCACGGUCAAGCCUUUUGUUCAGUUGAAAUUUAAGUGUUGUCGCCUGUAGUUGCACAGCAAAGGCAAAGGGGUACACAAAGGGAAUGCUGUCAAAUAGAACUGCAAAAGAGAGUAAUGCACUCUUGGAUUUUCUGCUAAUUUCAUUUGUUCUAUAGACAAACAACCAGAACAUCUUUGUAUGCGUGUGAGCGUGUAUGUCUCUGUGUGCGUUUCUUCACAGUUUGUGUGUCAGAGCUAAUUGAUGAUGGUGCAUUUAGAUCAGGGUAAAAUGAGCAACCUCAGCCUCUGUAGGCCAGCUGGUUCUGUACUUUUGAGCUUGCUGCCGGAGAGGAGGAGAGAGGGUUUUUUUUUUGUUGAUGUUUUAUUUUUUUAUGUAAUCCACUUGAAAAGACUGAGCAGGAACUCCUCUUCAGAGAGAAGUGAAGCGAAAGAUUGAGGUUCAGCUUGUUGUCGAUGUUCUUCAGGUGACCAAUAGCGUAUUAUUAUUAUUAUUAUUAUUAUUAUUAUUAUUAUUAUUAUUAUUAUUACUACACUGGCCAUCAGUGCAGGAGACAACACAGAGACUGCUUGUGGGCCAGCUAAUAAUGCUGGUUGAGUUAGUUGUUCUGCUGAAAGUUUAAAACUCAAACACAAAUGACGCCUCUGCAUCCUUCAACCCUGGAGAGACUGAGAAGGAAUGGAGUAUUUUCUCCGGAGAAGAUCGGGGGGAAAAAACUAAUUUGAACUCUUACCACUGACAUGGACGCAGUAGAUGGCCGUCAUUGGUCAGCUUGAACUGGGAGGACUGCAAGCCUCAACUUUGGUUUGAUACAACAUAAAGAGCCUCACAAUACAUGGUCAAAAACGAGCCCUCUCAGCCUGAGACCAUUCUUUUACUAUUUUUAGACUUGUACAAUUUUUAGUUUUGUUCUUGGUUCACUGCUGUUUAGGGCCGUUUUUAGAUUGUUUGCGGACGUUUGUCUCGUAUUAUAUGCAAUCAUAUUAAGAGCCCUGCAACUCUGCUACCUUUUUUGUUGUUGUUUUUUUUUUCUUUUUAUUUAUUGUUCGCAAUCAAAAACUCGAGGAGGAAAAAAAAGCCAAUUGCCGUCCAGGCCAAGGCAGAAUAAAUAAUAUUAUCGAACCACUGAUAAACAGUUUUCAGACCUAUGUCAAAGUACAAUGUGUCUUCAGGGUGCUUUUCACUGUAUGUUUGUAGCAAUGAUUGUAUGUGCUCAUUAAGAAUGGUACAAAUGGUACAACUUUACACUUAUUGCAGGUAUAAAGAAGGUGGCAUCCUGUUCACAGAUGAUUUCUAGUUAAGGGCAGUAAUCGAACUGUCAUUAGGAAAUCUCUAUUAAUAAAACCACUGUCACAGUCAGCAGUAAGCUUAAUCUUGGUCUGAGAAUAACCAGCCCAUGGGAAAUUGUGUAAGCAAUAGGUGCAUGAAGGUUUGACCCGCUAACAUGAGCUUCUUUUCUUGUUUGUGGUCUGUCAUGUUUUAGCUGAUUUGAACAUAGACUUUCCGUAUGUUACACAAGGCCUCAGGUUUGGUACCGAAAUAAAGCAAUCUUUUUGGUUGAAUGUUGUUAAAUGUUAGUUUUUUCUGUUUUUGUUUCUUUGUAAUUUUACAAAAAUAAGUGAUCCACUCACUUGUCUGUGAAAACUAACAUAGCUAAAUGAAACAGAAAGCCAGGGACAGAUAUUAAAUGUCUUUUUAUGAGGAAAUAAUAAUACUUUUGUGCAAAUUUCAGGCCCUCAGUAUAAGUGGUGGUGAGUAAAGUCACAAUUUCUGCAAACUGAGUCAGAAUUGGCAGGACUUCAUGCAGUAAGCCAGCAUGUCAGCUAAACAAAUCAACACUAAAAGCUUUUUAGUUUGUUUAAAAUGUUUCCCUACGUUUUGUUCUGAUCAAUUGUCUCUCUGUCAGUGGUUCUCGGGAUGUCACGGAAUGUGUACAUAACCAUGGAUGUCUGGGUCCAUUCAAAGAAAGUUGUAUAAAAAAAAUAAAAAACAAAAUGUCAAUGUUUGUGUCAAUAAUUAUAAUAACAAUAGCAAAUAUAAUAAUUAUAUUACAGUAGUGUUUUCAUAACGAUCAGCAUCAUAUGAUGCCAUUUUGUCAUUGUCAACAUAUUAGAUGAGAUUUUGGGGCAUCACAUGAUCUAGAGAUCAUUUAAGGUCAUGGGUAGCUGUUAGUGUGUCUGUAUAUUUAUGUAAAUGAGCAAUACAAGACUUUACCAAAACUAUGUUUUCACAUUUCUCUGUAUAGUGACAUACUAUAAAUCAAACCUCAGCUGUAAUAACAAUAACAAUCCAUAGAAAUAAUAAAGCUUAUAAUAAGUUAAAGAACAAAUCAAUGUUUGUAUUUUAAAAAAUAUUGUAUUUAAAAAGAGUAAAUUCUAUUUUUUACUCAAUUUGCUGAUGUUUAAUAAUAUUAUUUUAUUUUUUCUUUUUGUGUGUGAGUUUCAGUCUAAUGAUUGUGAAUGUCUCUGUGUGCUGUUCUUUUUUUGUAAAGCUCAAUAGUUUCGCAGUAGUGACUAUAUUUCAACAACUUGUUCAUAUUGAAUCACUGUGAUGGAAAAGGCAAACACUAAAACACCACAGGAAUAUAGGGGUAUUUUAAGAUAUUGUUGGUGUCUUGUGUUUUGUAAUAAAUUAACACACAUCAGUA
Messenger RNA from Astyanax mexicanus (Mexican tetra), 5655 nucleotides. RefSeq names its product estrogen-related receptor alpha (gene esrra). Bases 636 to 1940 code for a protein of 434 amino acids. Gene Ontology annotation, molecular function: nuclear steroid receptor activity; DNA-binding transcription factor activity; steroid binding. NCBI's taxonomy places the organism in Eukaryota, Metazoa, Chordata, Actinopteri, Characiformes, Acestrorhamphidae. The record is from RefSeq and is a predicted model, not a curated record. Gene Ontology annotation, cellular component: nucleus. The transcript has 8 exons. Gene Ontology annotation, biological process: regulation of DNA-templated transcription.